Nelumbo nucifera (sacred lotus) is the source of this 1457-nucleotide messenger RNA. RefSeq names its product peroxidase N1-like. Lineage: Eukaryota; Viridiplantae; Streptophyta; Magnoliopsida; Proteales; Nelumbonaceae. The record is from RefSeq and is a predicted model, not a curated record. Gene Ontology annotation, biological process: hydrogen peroxide catabolic process; response to oxidative stress. Gene Ontology annotation, molecular function: peroxidase activity; heme binding.
ACUGAAUUUGGAUUUAAGUAUCUGUCUCCAUUAAAUAUUGUUGUUUGUUUGAUCUCAAAUCUCAAUACAAUAAUGCAACCCACAGCAUUCAAAUUUUGACUCAGGCAAUGGUCAAACUCAACUCAUGCCUAUAUUAAGGACCUCACUCCAUCUCACCCACAACACUACUACUUCCUUUCGAGCGUCAGGCUAACUGUUAGUUCUUCUUGCCGUUUCUCUCUGAUCUAAUUCAAUCGUAUCAAUUAAUGGAGGUUCAUUCUAUCUUAUUCCGGACACUCCCACAGGCAUUCUUUCUAUUGCUUAUUAUAAACUUGGCCACGACACCCUAUGGCUAUGUUCAAGGCCAAGGCACCCGUGUUGGGUUCUAUUCCAAAUCUUGCCCCCAAGUCGAAACCACAGUACGCUCCACUGUUCAAUCCCAUUUCCGAUCUGAUCCCACCAUUGCUCCUGGAUUACUCCGAAUGCACUUCCAUGACUGCUUUGUCCAGGGCUGUGAUGCUUCCGUCCUUAUCGACGGGCCUUCCACCGAGAAAACGGCACCACCCAACCAACUGUUGAGGGGAUACGAUGUUAUUGAUGAUGCCAAAACCCAGCUUGAAGCUGCCUGUCCUGGUGUCGUCUCUUGCGCUGAUAUUCUAGCACUUGCGGCCCGUGACUCAGUUGUAUUGGCGAAUGGACCAAGCUGGCAAGUGCCCACUGGGCGCAGGGAUGGGCUAGUAUCAAGGGCUUCUGAUACUACAACUUUACCGGGUUUCACCGACUCCAUUGACGUGCAGAAACAAAAGUUCGCUGAUCAAGGCCUAAACACUCAGGAUCUCGUCACCCUUGUUGGAGGCCACACCAUUGGAACUACAGCUUGCCAGUUUUUCAGAUACAGGCUAUAUAACUUCACCACAACUGGAAACGGUGCCGACCCGACCAUCGACUCCAACUUCCUUCCCCAACUGCAGGCUCUCUGCCCACCCAACGGCGACGGAACCAGGCGCAUAGGAUUAGAUACCGGCAGCUCCGACAGAUUCGAUGGAUCCUUCUUUACAAACCUAAGGAAUGGACGGGGAAUACUCGAAUCAGAUCAGAAGCUUUGGACGGAUCCUUCCACAAGAACAUUUGUUCAACAAUUCUCAGGGCCCAUCAGAGGCUUGCUUGGGUUGAGAUUCAAUAUUGAGUUCGGACGGUCCAUGGUGAAGAUGAGUAACAUUGGUGUGAAGACUGGUACUGAAGGAGAAAUUCGCAGAGUAUGCUCUGCCAUCAACUAGUGUGAAUUGGGUUGCUUUUCUUCAUCAAUAAGUUUGUGUGAAGAUUAAUUCAACUAUAAAUGUGAUCUUUCGUUAGUUUCAAGUUGUGAAGGAUUUUCCUUGCUUUCGGAAAAAAGAACGGACUAAAGCUGUAUUAAAUGGAUAUUAUGAUGUAUUAUUGGCAAAUGAUUGAAAUCGUACAGAUGCCUUAUUUUGCCUUUA